Messenger RNA from Ichthyophthirius multifiliis, 1038 nucleotides. RefSeq names its product oxoglutarate malate translocator protein, putative. Lineage: Eukaryota; Ciliophora; Oligohymenophorea; Hymenostomatida. The transcript has 4 exons. The record is from RefSeq and is a predicted model, not a curated record. Gene Ontology annotation, molecular function: oxaloacetate transmembrane transporter activity; sulfate transmembrane transporter activity; succinate transmembrane transporter activity. Gene Ontology annotation, biological process: oxaloacetate transport; thiosulfate transport; malate transmembrane transport.
AUGUUUUUUGAACUAGAAGAUUUAUAAAGAAGACAUUCAUAAUAUUGGGAUAUUUAUAAUGUAUAAGGUUGGGUGAGAAGAAAAGAUUCGACAUUUUUAAACAAUGCAUAUCGUGGAGCAGUAGUAGGAACUGUAAGUUAAUUAAUAUAAGAGAACAUAACAGCAUUAAUUGAUAACUGUCGUUUAUUAGCAAAUAAGUAUGAGAAACCAAAAAAUAUAUCAGAAGCCGGAGUAUUUUUAAAAGAAGUUUUUAAAUUAAAGAAUUACUAAAAAUCAGUAGUAAAUAGAAGUAUGUAUGCUUUAUGUUCAGGAACUUUUGAUUGGGGAGCUCGUUUAGCAGCAUUUAGAUGGGUAAAUAAUGGAUGGUAAAGACCUUUUGCUGGAUUCGAAUAUAAUUUUAUAAGAAAAAUACCAGGAUCUAUAUUUGCUGCAUUAUUAACAGCCCCAAUAGGUAUUCCUUUUGAAAUGGCAAGAUAUGCUUAUUAUGCUGACAAAACAUUCCCUAAAGAAUUACAAAGAGGAUAUUCUAAUUACUUGAGUGCCCUUUUCAGAAUUCCUUUAGAGGAGGGCCCAUACUACUUAUUCAAAAAUACAUCACCUCUUUUCUUAAGAAACUUUUUUUAGACAUAUACACUUCUAUAUACUUAUGAUUUUCUAUAAGAUAAAAUGUCUUUUAUUUGGAGAGUUGGUGAAUAAUCUGAACUUGUUUGGAAAGGAGUCAUCGCAAGUUUAUCUACUUUAUUUGCUUGUUUAACUUCAUAUCCUUUCAUGGUUGCUAGAGAAAUGGUUGAUUUCUGGCCUAAAUAAAAUGGCGUUUGCCCAUGGAAUGGUAAUUAUAGAAAAGCUUCUGUAUGGAUUUACUAUCAUGAAUUAUCAAGCAAUAUAUUUGCUGGUAUGUUUUCUAAUUAUUUCUUUAAGGUAGCCCCUUCUAUGUUCAUUUCUUUAAUGUUAGCUGAUAAAUUUGGUAUAUUUGAAUAUACUGUUGUUGAUAUGUUUAGCGGAGCUGGUAACAACUCAUGGGAAGAUACCUUCGUUUGA